Scylla paramamosain (green mud crab) is the source of this 1981-nucleotide messenger RNA. RefSeq lists its product as uncharacterized. Gene Ontology annotation, molecular function: acyltransferase activity, transferring groups other than amino-acyl groups. Bases 171 to 1097 code for a protein of 308 amino acids. The transcript is spliced from 5 exons. The record is from RefSeq and is a predicted model, not a curated record. Lineage: Eukaryota; Metazoa; Arthropoda; Malacostraca; Decapoda; Portunidae.
GAGAGAGAGAUGGGGGUGCGCAGGCGCACAUUGGAAAGGUGUGAAUCGUUCUAGUUGAUCACUUCCACCCUUCAUAUAGAAGCUUUCACGUGCCGGUGAGUUAAUCCACCAAGGAUCGCGAGAGGCAGAAGGCUGAGUGGAAGAGAGGCUCGGCACCGCUGCACCGCAGUAUGCUUGCAGAGAUGAGUGUUUCCGCGUGCUUGGUGCCUCUGCUCUCCAAGGAGGAACACCUGCUGUGGGCUAAGAGGGUCAAGCCACACCUGCCUCACUGUGUUACGAUACACAACAACCUGGUGCAGCACGGACUGGGCUUGGUUUGCCACGACACCUUCUAUGUGCUGCGGGACCGGCCACAUUCAGUCACCGUACUGUGCAGGAAGGAGAUAAUCCCACACACACAACACAUCGGUAUAUUCUGCCUGAAGGAGGAAGUUAGCUCUCUUGUAGAAGCCCUGAGGUCUUCACCCGUGAUUGACUGGGAGGACGCGAGGAGGACCCAUCUUGUCAUCCACCACGUCCCUCCCUACGUUGUUGAGUCCAUGGUGAGGCUGAUGCAGGAGAAAGGAAUGAAGGCGCAGUUAAUAGCUCGCUUCACCUUCACCUAUGACGCUCACCUGGACCCUCACACGCUUAGGGUACCGGCGGGCUUCCGUGUGUGCAGGCUGGGCAGAGCAGGCGUCCGUCACCUCCUGGAGAAUGCUAAGUACGGUGGAAUACCCCUGGACCUCAUGUACAGGAUGGCAGAGGGCGUGCCUUACGUAGGAGUGUACCAGGACCCAACCAGCACACAGGAGGCGACAGUAGAUCCAGAGAACCUUCCUGUCGCUGGAGACGAGGAGAUACCAGUGGCUUGGUGUUGCUCGGGUCCCUCAGGAGACGUGGCCAAGCUGAUAACACACGAGAGUUUCAGGAGACGUGGGUUUGGAAAGCUGCUGACGGCGACGUUAGCGAGGCGACAAGCUGCCCUCCUUGGCUUUAUUCCUCAUGGUAUAGUUGAGGUGGACAAUUCUGCCUCUAAAGCAAUGGUAUAUAAUUCUCCUGGCUGGAGGAUGACACAUGAAAGUAUCCGGAUUACUAAAUGUCAGGGGUCUUUAUAGCUGAGUCUUGGAGGCUGAGGACCUGCUAUCUUUAUGGUGGUCCUCGAGACUGUAACCUUUCCACCAGGGGCCAAUGGGAAUGAAAUGUGUGUGUGUGUGUGUGUGUGUGUGUGUGUGUGUGUGUGUGUGUGUGUGUGUGUGUGUGUGUGUGGUGUUUUCUGUGUUGUGAACCAGCGCCGUGUGGUAUUGCCGCCCUGGUGUGUAGAUAGAUGAAUUCUUUUAUAUAAAUGGAGACUAGGCAAGGGAAGGAGAAGGGCGCAGGAAGCUGUCUGUGGGCUUAACAGUGGUGGGGCUUAACAGUGUUGUUACGUCCCUCAAUUGUCAUAUUUGCUUAGUUCAAUAUAUUUGUUAAGAUAAGUGGUGAUGUUAUUCUGCUAUAUAUAAUUGUUGAUAUAUUUGUAGUAUGAUGAAUGUGAGGCUUUGUUGCAGUGAAGUCAUUUAACGUGCUUUUGGGGAAAUAGAUGCCUGUCUUUUAUGAACAGAGUGAAAGUCAAUCAAAGUGAACAUUACGAGUGAACAAUGAAUAAGUAACGUGAAAGAUAUAUAUACUAACAUAACUGCAUUGUAUUUUCCAUUAGGUAUAUUUCUGGAAAUAGUAAAAAAGCGGAAAAAUAAAACAAAACAUAAUGAAUAAAUAAGUUGAAUGAUACAAAAAUACUUGAAUUGUGUUCCACAUUUUAUUUAUUAUUUUCUGAAAGUCAAACAAAGAAGCAAAGAAAAAAGAAAAAUAUUGGAAAAUCAGCAGGGACAGCAGGGACACUGGGCGGUGUUUUGUGGCCUCAGUCUUUGCCUUCCUUUUGUGCACUGGGACCUCUCUCUCUCUCUCUCUCUCUCUCUCUCUCUCUCUCUCUCUCUCUCUCUCUCUCUCUCUUACAAGCAAAUAA